AUGCGCUCUACCACUCCCUCGAUGCGCAGAGGCUCUCCGAUUAGGGUCGUGCUGCCGGAUAGGACUUUCCGUCUUGGGAGGGAUAGCGCCACUUGCACGUCGUACACGAGCGACCGUGUACCGCGAGGGUGGCGGACGCCGGUCCUGGUGCGUCGUUGGGUAUUGGGGUGCUGCAGGUUAGAUCAGAUGCCUCGUUUGAGCGAGUUUCUUACUGGUGAUUUUCGAGAUAUGCUGGGCGAACAAAAUACGGCUACGGUGAAGAAGAAGCGGAAUGUUUUUGAGAAGGAAUGCAGGACGGAAAAGCCGAGGGUAGCGGUAAGGAAUGGAAAGUUGGUAGCGGUGUACGACCGAUUGGCCCCGUUGUCAUCCGACACAUCGUAUGAUGGCGCUGUUGCAGGUGUCCUGCUCCACAGCGACACGUGCGUACCGACGCCAAUUCCUAUGCGGCCGCCGAACGAAGUGCCGACAUGGGUCAUCGACACUGAACAACAUUGUAUUGUUCCGGGAACGUCAGCGGAUCGCUAUCUUGCACUCAGCUAUGUGUGGCCGGAAAACCAGAGUCCUUCAAGCGCUUCCCGUCAGGUUCUGCAUCUGGAUGAGGAGCGUUUGACCAGUUUUCAGAAGCCAGGGUUUCUGGAGAGCGAGGAAACACUUCCGGGGAUACCAGACGUCAUCAAAUACGCCAUGAAACUCACCCUUCGUAUGGGUGAGAGAUUCCUAUGGGUCGAUCGACUUUGUGUUGCACAGAACGACGGAAGCACUCGAGACGAGGUCAUGCGCAUGGAUAAGAUAUAUGCCGGAGCAUACCUCACGCUUAUCGCAGCGGCACCGGAGUGCAUGUACUCCGAGUAUCUGGAGUCCGGGUGGCCGCACGUCAACUUCUCCCAAUUGGGGAAUGUGUUUUCCUCAUUUCCAUUUCUGCCUCGCUGGUCUCCGGAAGACGAUUCCGUGAAUCGGUAUUAUCUUUCUCCCUCCAAGCUGCGCUUAGAGAUGGCCCGAGAUGUCUAUGGAGCGCUUGCGGACUCUAAAUGGGCUACAAGAGGAUGGACUUAUCAAGAGCAGAUCCUAUGCCGAAGGGCAGUCAUUCUCAUGCAAAAGGGAUUCUUCUGGGAUUGCCAAUGCAGCCUGUGGCAUGACAUCCCCGGUCAAGAGAACAUAAUUUCCCCACCAAGAGAAUUUUCCAGACCAUUUGACACUAGAUGGUGGCCGGACUUUGGGUUCUACAUCGAUCUUGUGUGCUCUUUCAACGGGAGAGAGUUCACAUACCCCCAGGAUGCACUUGCAGGAUUUUCUGGGAUUCUCCACGCACUAGCCCCGGUUUUCCCAGGAGGCUUCGUAUCUGGUCUACCACGGCUGUUUCUUGACCAUGCCCUCUUGUGGCAGCCUUUCGGUAAAGCAAGCCGAAGGUUUAAUCGACUCAAACACGAAGAGCCCGAAUACCAGAUGACCUCAAGCCUUCCAUCCUGGUCAUGGUGCGGAUGGCAGUGUUUCGUGGACCCGUGGAGUUUGCUAUCUGGCCUGGCGUACAUUGACAACGAAGAGUCAAAUCUGCGAUCGGGUAGCUGGCGUACACGAAGCCUCGUAGAAUGGCGAAUCCUGAACUCGGAACCUGAGAAGCAGGAAGGGGAGCAGAAGGUGUGUGUUAUUGACAAAUUCGCCACGUUAAUUCACACCUCGGAUGAUCAAAAAACUUCUGGUUGGAGGCGUCACGGUUCCAAUGCGCAAUCACCGUCAGAUAAAGCGGUAUACUACACCCACGAGAAAGACGAAAGUGCUCGCUUCAGAAACCCCUUCCCUCUCAGCCCAGUUACCACUGGAUUGAACCCUAUUGCGGCUUCGUCGUAUUUGUCAUGCUCAACGUCUACAGCUACAUUUCUCUCUGCAACUGUUCUAGAAGCAACUGGAAAAGAUCGCCUGUUGGCUGCAAGCAAAAUAUCUGCCUUUCAGCACCCGAUCUUCGAAGAAGGACCCGACUUAGAGGACUCCUGCCCUGUCCUCGCCCUACAACAAUCGGACGGCACUUUCGCAGGCUUGAUGCGGCUAAUGGACGGUGCUGAGAUUGUACAAGCGGCUCCUAUUCAGCUGUGUGCAAUCUCUAUGGGAAGUGCAAACAGAAACGACAUGGUCGAGUCAUUCGAAUGGAAGAUAUUCGAGCGAAGAUAUGUGAAGUACCGCCGUGAUCUAGACACAAUACUUUACGAGCCGAAAAGAAAGAGUCCGAACGGGAACAUAGCUUUGGCGUUUGAUAUCGCAAUGGCUUUCAGCAGCACAGUAGCGACCGAUGUAAUGGCCUUGGGAGAUUGUUCAAAAGAAGACAAGGUGCAAUGUACUUGCGAGGAGACGUAUGAAGCAAGAAAAGCGGAAGGAGGCGAUAAUCAGGUUUCCAGAGACGAGUGUUCAAUUUGCUCACGUUGGGCGCACUUUUUUCCUUUGGGAGAUCAUGGUAGGCUGCUGAAAGAACGUUGCGAGCGAAGAUAUGGUUCUUCUGGUGCACCUGACACGGGAAUCUGCGAUUUCUACAACGUGCUUUGGAUUGAGUACCAGAAUGGCAUCGCGUACAGACGCGCAUGUGGGUGGGUUCCGAAGCAUAUAUGGGAAGCCAAUGCCUCCGGGCCAGUGGAGAUCAAGCUGGGCUGA
Messenger RNA from Trematosphaeria pertusa, 2637 nucleotides. RefSeq names its product HET-domain-containing protein. The coding region runs from base 1 to 2637 and encodes 878 amino acids. The record is from RefSeq and is a predicted model, not a curated record. The transcript has 3 exons. NCBI's taxonomy places the organism in Eukaryota, Fungi, Ascomycota, Dothideomycetes, Pleosporales, Trematosphaeriaceae.